AACUACGUCACUGCAGCACGUGACAAUAACAUCUCCUCCUCCAGCCUGUGGAGACGUGACUGAUGCAGAGCUCGUCUGUUCUCCGGCUGCACGAGGAGUUUUCUCUGUGGAUUAACUUUUGAGUUCGGUUUUAUUUGAUUUUACGCGUUGUUCAAGUUCUGUCAAGACUUUCUUCUGUUUCGGAUCCUGUCAUGUAAACUUCCCUUCAUUUUUUAUGGAUUUUUUUUUUUUUUGAAUGGCUUCAUGAGAUAAUUUUGUUUUUUACUACUCAGAGAAUUUUACAGGGAUCUUACCACCAUCUGCAUCUAAAGGUCUGUCUCCUCUCACUUGGAGAAGAUGAUCUGCAGGAUCCUGCUGUUCUUCUAUCUGGCCUCCUGUGGAAUGCUCCAGCCUCGUUACUCAGGUCCAGUCUAUCAGACGGAGGAGAACCACAACAUCACAGCGGAGUGGCGCUUCUCGUCUGAACCCAACAUCUCCGUCCCCUCGCUGAAGAUCCACUGUGUGUCCGUGCCGGGGCUGAAGGUGUUUUAUCACCUGGACAACAGCGUUGACGAGCCUCAGCACGAGCAGUUCUCAGGACGGGUUCAGUGCGACAGAGACGCUCUCAGAACAGGACGGGUCAGACUUCAUGUGUCCAGAGUCAGGACUGAAGACUCGGGCCUGUACCUCUGCAGGAUGGCCACUGGAUCUGGCAGGAAGGUCUCACAGUUCUCACUCAAAAUCACUGCAGCGAGGGAUUGGCCCAAAACUGAGAGACCCAACACAGAAAAACCUGAGAGACUCAACACAGUGAGACGAGGAGGGAUCGACGUCUUUACUGUACUGAUUCUGAUGCCGGGAUUGGUAGCUGUGUUGUUCGCUUUAUACCUUGUUAUUCAUUCACUCCUGUACAUUCAUUAGAUUAUUGUGUCAGAGAAGAGUCACAGCAAAAGUUACAGCUCAGCCAAGAAGGAUUGGAGACAAAAGUCAUACCAUGGACAUGGAAAAUACUUGUUUCCCAUUGGCUUGCAAGUAAUAAAACUGUAUAUCAAGACACAUUAAACACACCAGCAGGUAACCAUAGCAACAAAUUUGAUGCUUCACAAACAAACUGUGAUAACUGUUUAAAAUCUACCUCGUAUAGACGUGAACUCACUCUGUGAAAUGUGUUUUUUUCAACCUUUUGCAUUUCAACCCCUUUCACUCUGCACUUUAAAGCACAUUACUGCACGCUGUCUUUCUAAUUCUAUCUGCCAGAAUUUCUUAAAGCGGUUUUAACAGUGUUGGUCCCACUACGUGUUUGGCGGCGGCUGUUUUCUUCAGACGUUGCUCUUAGUGGGAAGCUUGAAUGCUGUGAUAGUGUCACGUCUCUGUGUUCUCAGUUGUGAGUUAUAUAAACAAAGCAAAUCUGUCAAACUGUCAGAUAUUACAGCUGUUCAUAGCUGCUAAUGUUAGCAUUCAACCCCUUGGUGGCUAACGUUGAUUACAUCCAGUGUGUCUCACAUCCAGGCUCAAAGAAAUGUUUGUUGAUAUGUCAGAAUUAAUUCAAGCCUUUUCCCAUCGAAUGGUGUGACGCUGUCAAACAACAGUAUUAGCCAGGAAGUGGUUGAAUGCUAACGUUAGCUAAUAUGUUAUCAAAUAUUUUGAAUCUGUUAUCUUGUUUUUACUUGUGAUCCAUCAGAAAGCGGUGUUAUAACGUUUUUAGAUCAAAUAAUGGAUAAAUCGUUUGAAAUGUGAGUUUCUAUUUUCAGUGACGUCUUUUAAAUCACUUCCCAUACAACUGGUGUUGUCAGGGAGGUUCAUUUCUUUCUGAUCAUUUUAUUCGCCUCAAAUCGUAUGUUUCAAUCUUGGUUCAAGCACUGUGACUUUGCUGUGAAAAGCACUGUUUUAAAGGAUUUAAAGGAUCCUCAUAUUACUGUUUUAUUUUUGUUCGUUACAUUUAUAAUCUUAUUCACUGUUGUUUUGUUUUUUUAUUGUGUGACCAGUGUUAUUGUGUCAUCCCUGUUAUUAAGGAGAGUGACCAGCAGAGGGAGCUCUUUACUCACUCACCUGUUUGUAUUUGUGUCAUCGGCUUUACAUUUCACUUCUGAUGAUAUAGUAAAUAUUUUACUUAAUAAAAUGAAUUUAUAAACUUCACUAAUCAA
Molecule: messenger RNA, 2123 nt
Organism: Acanthopagrus latus (yellowfin seabream)
Lineage: Eukaryota; Metazoa; Chordata; Actinopteri; Spariformes; Sparidae
Product: programmed cell death 1 ligand 1-like
Exons: 4
Coding region: 337-900 (187 amino acids)
Source: RefSeq, a predicted model, not a curated record